CCCUCACAUGUACAGGACCCCUCACAUGUACGGGACCCCUCACAUGUAUGGGACCCCUCACAUGUACGGGACCCCUCCACUGCUUGCUCUUCUUCUCAUCAGAUAAAGGGAUCAUCUAGUGUCAGAUCACAAGAUUUGUUAUUACAAUCCAUGGGAGGUGUGUUGAAUGAAGCAGCGAGUCACUCUAAAAACUGUGCUUCUGUGAAAGAGUGUUCAAAACCAAGACCAGACGGAGAAACAUCCACAAUAUUGGAGGUUAGUGAAGCUGCUGAAAGGUUUCUCAUGUCACAUGAUGACUCACAUACAACACUGGAUGACUCACAUACAACACUGGGUGACUCACAUACAACACUGGAUGUCUCACAUACAACACUGGAUGACUCUCCAACAAACAGAGAUGCCAUAAAUAGUUCAAACUCCAGGUUCAGUCCUUCAUCUCAUGCUUCAGAUAAGCAGCUAUCUACAGUGGAUCUCAAACCUGUGAUAAAAGACCACUUGAACAAAAGGGCUUCUCCUUCUGUUAAACCAUCACCAGUUGCACUUCUUAAUGGCAUGCUGGGGUCUCUCAAUGUAUGCAGAGCUCAAACAACAUUGCCAGCUAUGAGUAGGCAUAUGAAGCCAAAUAAAAACAAGGUUGACAAAAACAUAGCAGUCAGAAAUAAAAGCCAGAAUGAAGGAAAAUCAAAGUUACUGCCAGGUGGUAGUAGUAACACGCUAUCACAAAAUGACUUGCCAGGCUGUAGUGAGGUAGGUUUAGUUGAGCCAAAUGGUUUUUUGGUGCAGGCAAAGACUAUUAAUCCUUCCAAUAUUAGAUCAAGUGAUGUACUUGAGUUUGUCCGACCCGGCUUCACAACGAAAUAUCCAAAUCCCUCAGAGUGUCCAAGUAAAAUAAAUUCACAGCUCAGACAACCUAAGCCAGCAGAGUGUCCAGGUAAAAUAAAUUCACAGCUCAGACUACCAAAAGAGAGCAUGUAUUUAGAUUCCUGCCACCCUGAAGUGAUGGAAAUAGUUUCACUCUUGUGUCAAAAUCAAAUGGAACAGACUGGAGAAGCUCGGUAUUUAUCAUUUCACUGAUUUUUAUACUUUUUUUUUUAGUUGUUUUUUAGAUGUAAAUUUAGUGUAAUGAAAGAAAAUACAAAAUCAUUUUUGUUUCAUAGCAAACUUUCCAACUAGUUAGAAAAAUGUUUAAAAAAAUGAUUGAGAAUAUUUAUGUUUUAAUAAAGGUAUGUAUGGAUUUCUUGUACAUAUUUACAAUGCUUCAACAUAAUUAUUGAUCAUAAAAUAUUCGACUGAUUCAGUCCUUUAAUACAUUGCAGCAUCAAUCUCAAUUUAAUUUCUUGCCUGGCCGUACCACUUAAGCUAGCACCCUGUAAGGGAAUUUCAGCGACAAAUGCAUCUAUCCAUCAAGGUUUAAUUAUAGCCAGCCAAGGUGGCAAUCUGGAAUAUUUUAUCAUCGGCAACAUUAUGAAAACUUUG
Lymnaea stagnalis (great pond snail) is the source of this 1476-nucleotide messenger RNA. Lineage: Eukaryota; Metazoa; Mollusca; Gastropoda; Lymnaeidae. The record is from the annotation of a GenBank genome assembly.